CUCCUCCUUCAAGCUCCAUGUGAGUAGCCAGCAGCAGCGAUAGCAGCAACAGCAGCAAAAGGAGAGAAGAGAAUGGCUCCCCCCACAGGUAGUGUAAUGGACGGCCAGCCUCACCGUUCUGUAGCCAACCGCCUCCGAUGGGACCUGACAGCAGAGCAAAUCGAAAGCAUGACGACAGAACUCAUCGAGAAGACCAAGCAAGUGUACGAUGCUGUGGGCGCCCUUCAGCAGAGUGAAGUCUCAUAUGAAAACACCCUGAAGGCCUUGGCUAAUGUGGAGGUGGAAUAUACAGUUCAGAGGAACAUAUUGGACUUCCCUCAGCAUGUCUCUCCAUGCAAAGACAUCCGCACUGCAAGCACUGAGGCUGAUAAGAAGCUGUCAGAAUUUGACGUGGAGAUGAGCAUGAGACAAGAUGUCUAUCAGAGGAUCCUCUGGCUCCAGGAAAAGGUGGAAAGCACCUCCCUGAGGCAGGAAGCAAAGAGGUACCUGGAGCGGCUGAUCAAGUUGGGCAGGAGAAGCGGGCUUCAUCUUCCGGAGGAGACUCAGGAGAAAAUCAAGGCCAUUAAGAAGAAGCUGAGUGUGCUUUGCAUCGACUUCAACAAAAACCUCAAUGAAGACACUACUUUCUUGGCGUUCACAAAGGAAGAACUAGGAGGGCUCCCUGAAGACUUCUUAAACUCCCUGGAGAAGACUGAAGAUGGGAGACUGAAGGUGACCUUGAAGUACCCUCAUUAUUUCCCCCUGAUGAAGAAAUGCCACGUGCCAGAGACCAGGAGAAAGAUGGAGGAGAUGUUCAAUUCCAGAUGCAAAGAGGAGAAUUGCCUGAUCCUGAAGGAACUGGUGGAUUUGCGGGCUCAGAAAUCUGCUCUCCUGGGGUUCAAGACGCACGCUGACUUUGUGCUGGAGAUGAAUAUGGCUAAGAACUACAAGACAGUCAUGAAUUUUCUAGAUGAGCUGUCCGUCAAGCUGAAGCCUCUGGGGGAGAAGGAGCGCGCCACCAUCCUGGACCUGAAGCAGAAGGAGUGUGAGAAACGGAGCCUCCCGUUUGAUGGCCGCAUCAAUGCCUGGGAUAUGCGGUACUACAUGAACCAAGUGGAGGAGACCCAGUACAGCGUGGACCAGAACCUGCUGAAGGAGUACUUCCCCAUGCAGGUGGUGACGGCCGGUCUGCUGGAGAUCUACCAGGAACUGUUGGGUCUCACCUUUCACCUGGAGGAGAACGCCCCCGUGUGGCACGAAGACGUCCGACUCUACACUGUCAAUGACGUCGCUUCUGGAGAGACCAUCGGCAAGUUCUACCUGGAUCUUUACCCACGUGAGGGGAAGUACGGCCACGCAGCCUGCUUUGGGCUGCAGCCCGGUUGCCUGCUGGCUGAUUCAAGCCGGCAGAUAUCUGUGGCAGCCAUGGUGGCCAACUUCACCAAACCAACGCCAGAUGCCCCUUCGCUGCUGCAGCACGACGAGGUGGAGACGUAUUUCCAUGAGUUCGGACAUGUCAUGCACCAGCUGUGUUCGCAGGCUGACUUUGCUAUGUUCAGUGGAACCCACGUGGAGCGGGACUUCGUGGAGGCUCCGUCUCAGAUGCUGGAGAACUGGGUGUGGGAGAAGGAGCCGCUGAUGCGCAUGUCCAAGCACUACAAGACAGGCAGCCCCAUUCCCGAUGAGCUCCUGCACAAGCUCAUCAAGUCUCGCCAAGCCAAUACAGGGCUGUUCAACUUGCGGCAAAUCGUUCUGGCUAAAGUGGACCAGGCCUUGCAUACACAAACGAACGCUGACCCUGUAAAGGAGUACUCCCAGCUGUGCGAUGAGAUAUUAGGUGUCCCUGCUACGCCAGGUACGAACAUGCCAGCCACCUUUGGGCACCUGGCAGGAGGCUAUGACGCCCAGUAUUACGGUUACCUCUGGAGCGAGGUAUACUCCAUGGACAUGUUCUACACACGCUUCAAGCAAGAGGGGAUCAUGAACUGUAAGGUGGGCAUGGACUACCGGACCUGCAUCCUUCGCCCAGGGGGCUCGGUGGACGCCUGGGACAUGCUGCGGAAGUUCCUGGGCAGGGAUCCAAAGCCAGACGCCUUCUUGGCCAGCAAGGGGCUAAAUGUGGAACCCAACAUGCUCCCUUCAGCGUGCUGAAUGGGCCACUUCGCCUCUCCCGGCCCCCCCCCCCGAGUAAACCUCUCCCAUCUCACUUUUUGUGUGCUCAGAGGUAGCUGCUCACGUGUCCCUGGUUUGGCCCGAGACUGAUGGUUUAGGGGUGGUCGUUUGUAGAAACAACAGGAAACAUACCUUGACACGGGAGAUGCCUAGUCUCAGGGGAGCGAUUACGGUCAAGUAGCACAAACGGUCUUCUGGAUUCCCCCUCCGCCCCCCGCCUUUCUUCAUCCCUCCAAAUCCCAAGCUGGUGGAAAGCUAGAAAUGAUGUCUGUAUGUUGUUUUUCUUGGUAUGGGAAAGGAAAAAGAGAUUUUUUUAAAAAGCAAUAAUGAAACCUUACCAAUGAUUGUUUUCAUAGAAGCUCCCCCAUUUCUUACAAAAUGAGCUAUCUUCUCAGACUUGAAUAAUUCUCCUUUCUCUGGCCGCACACUUGGGGAGGGAGAAUCUUUUAAUCUGCCUUGUAAAACAGCUAGACGCCCUAAUUUUCAUCCCUGGGAUUUUUGGCUUCUAUUGCAAAUGGAUCCUAGCCUGGGUUGAUCAUGAACCCGGUUCUCAGAACUGCAAAACAGUGGAUUGUUAAAACUGUGUUACACCUUUCUGAAUCCAUUGAAAUCAACGGGCUUAGAAGGAUGUUAACUGUGCUCUGGAUGGCAUUGUAAGUUUUAGAACAUCCUGGUGUCCUCUUCUUGGCUUCAGACCUGCUGGAGUGUUGGGAAAGAGAUAUCCUUUGUUCUUUGCAACAAUGCUACCCCCCUCCCACUACUUUCAACGCUGCCAUCACCAUCUUAGCUCUGCUGUCCUUGCCCUGAAUGGUGAAUGGCCUUCAGGGCCAGGAUAGAUGACCACUGGCAACCUCCCAGCCUGGCCAAAUGUCCUCAAAUGUCUUUUAUUUAUUUAUUUGUUCAAACAGUCUUUUUUGCAGGUCAUACGUUGCACGCUGUAUCCCCCAGAGCUUGGUCAGCCUGUGGCUUUUCUUUGCCAUCUAAAUUUCCCAACUUGUAGUACAGCAUAGAAUGAUUGGACAUAUCAACCUUAUUAUACCAAAAAAGAAGAAAGUAAAAUUGUGCGGUAUCCCAGUCCCAUUCUAGCGGUUUAAACAUAUCAAAUGCCUACUUUCUUAAUGGCACCAGAAAUCUGGUUAAAGAUUUAAAUACUCGGGUGAGCGGCAGGAGUUCUUAAUUCUGCUUCUGUGCCCUUGGCACUCUGUCUGUCCGUCUGUCCUUCCAUCUGUCCCGGGAUGAUUCUCCUUCCCUCUCCCACAUGCUCAGGAUUCAGGUGUCAUUUCCACCUAAGUUCUGGCUCUUAGCUGCAUUGGGGGGGGGGCCUUAUGUGUACUCUCAUUCGUUUGCCCAUCCCCGUAAAAGGCUAGCAAUAGAAAGGGGCGGGCAACAAAUACAAAACAGCCUUAGCAGAGCAGCAAGCCAGGAAGAGGGGACAGUGACAGUGGAGGACACGAAUCCGGUUGGACGCCAAGAUCUGUUCUGCUCAUGAUGGUGUCUUUCUCCAGCACAAGGAGUCUUCCUUCGAUGCAAAAGAGCAUCAAGGGAAGGUUCUUUGCAUUGGAGCAAAGUCCUAUCACAAGUGGAACGAAUCUGUGGGACCCAGCCCAGCAUGCCAACUCCAAAAAUGCUAUCUUGGCCUUCAAGGAGUCAGUAUUUACACUAUUAGGUAUCCCGCAACCCAACCUACAGGGAAACAGUACUUUUAAACUUCUAUUAAGAGCCCAUCAGCCCUUAGCAAGAUGAUGGUUCACCACGUAGAGGAUUUGUGAUCCACUUACCAGGAUUGUUCUUCCUGGUGGGUGAUUGACUUCUUGAGCUCAGGGAGGAGGCAAAUUCUCGUUGGACAAGACGGUUGGGGCCAGAUCUGCACAGUCUGUGGCAGCACUGCAGCUUGGCUGGGGAAAGCCCACCAAUCGCAACCCUCCAAGGCUUGAGAUGGUGACACCUUAGAGGUGAACAUCGGUCUGUAGAGAAUCGUGCUGCUUCUUAGUUUACGGGAAAAUGGGAGGGGUGCCUGCCAGGUAAGAACAGUGACAGCUGACUGUAGCAGAAGGACUAAAAAUCAAGAUAAAAUGGGCCAUUCUAGCACUAGCCAUCAUAGUACCCAUGAAUAAUUCAAGACAGUAAAUUGGGGGAAUUUUGUUUGCUAAAUUAGGAUUUAUCUCAGGAUCACGACCCCAAAGUAACCACUUCUGAGUGCCGGUGGCAUAAACCAACCUGUAAAGUUCUGGUGUGUCAAGAUGGUCAUGUGUGGCAUAAAGCGUGCCUGUGGGCACAACCUUUUCUCUUUGCACACUGAUUGACCUGGGGCAUGUGUCCAUCAGCUUAGCAUCUCUUUCAUGUGGACCCUUGUCAGUUUCUCCUCUUGGCUUAUCACUGGUGCGAUUUGAUUGUUACUUUCUUUAGUAUUCUGGUUUGAACCUUUUGCUGUGGCUUACCUUUUGGACAUUUGUAGCAGUACAGUGCAAAAAAAAAAAAAUUGGAAGGGGAAAAUCCACACUGGGCCAUAUCAAGCAGGGAAUCUCACCCCAUUGGUGAGAUCUCCUCUGCACUUUAAGCCAGAGUUGUCACAUAUGUGAAGCUAAGUUUUAGGCUGCCUUUUGGAGGGAGGCAAACCCCUUCUUCAUGAAUUUCUAGCAAGAUAGAGGGUGUAAACGAUACUGAUCUACAUUUUGGGUUGUAGCCCAGAUCUCAAGUACGUGCUGGUUCUGAGCGUUCAGUUGACAGAAAAUUCUCAUCCUUCCUUUCCUCUUAAUCUGAAAUAGAUUGUGGGUUGGACGUUCCGAGCAUGCCCUUCGGUUUUGUAAAAGCAUAACCAUACACACUUCCCUCUUCUUGUUACAUUGACUGGAUUUUCGAUUUGAUGGUGGAUACUAACAAUAAAGUUUUUAAAGUUGAA
This is a messenger RNA of Eublepharis macularius, 5050 nucleotides long. RefSeq names its product thimet oligopeptidase 1 (gene THOP1). The transcript is spliced from 13 exons. Gene Ontology annotation, molecular function: metalloendopeptidase activity. Lineage: Eukaryota; Metazoa; Chordata; Lepidosauria; Squamata; Eublepharidae. Bases 73 to 2130 code for a protein of 685 amino acids. Gene Ontology annotation, cellular component: mitochondrial intermembrane space. The record is from RefSeq and is a predicted model, not a curated record. Gene Ontology annotation, biological process: peptide metabolic process; proteolysis.